AUGAAGUUCUUGAGCGUUGCCUCCUCGAUCAUUGCUCUAGUCUCCGCCGCUGCCCUCAGUCCACGAGAAGAGAAGGUCAGCUAUGACGGAUUUAAAGUCUACCGGAUCACCACCGGUGAGAACUUGGCUUCAGUCCAGGACAAGCUCGCCGAUAUUGAGAUGAAGCCAUGGAAUAUGGAUUUCUCCAAACACAUCGACGUCGCCAUUUCGCCUGACCAGAUCGAGAAGUUUGAGUCACUCAAUCUCAACACAAUAGUAAUGCACGAAGAUCUUGGGGCAGACAUAGCCGCAGAAUGGAAUUCCAGCACACCGUCAAGUCUCUCGAAACGCGCUGUACCCGAUGUAUCAUGGUUCAACGGCUAUCACAGCUACAACGAUCACCAGACAUUCCUCACGAAUUUGCAAACAGCUUUGCCACAGAACUCGGAGAUCAUCACCUCCGGUACCUCAGUACAAGGGAGGCCAAUUCGAGGAAUCCACGUCUGGGGCAACAAUGGCAAGGGAAAGAAGGCGAUCCUUAUUCACGGCAAUGUACACGCCCGAGAGUGGAUCACAAGCAUGAGUGUAGAAUAUUUUCUGUACCAAUUGAUGACGGGCUACGGGAGAGACAGCAACGCUACAGCUUUACUGAAUACGUACGAUUUCUGGAUCUUGCCAGUGGUAAAUCCUGAUGGAUUUGUAUAUUCUCAAACCAACGAUCGUCUCUGGCGGAAGAACAGAUCUGCUGCUCCCGCUGGCAGCUCCUGCAUCGGAACUGACGAAAACCGCAAUUGGCCCUUCCAAUGGAAUGUACCUGGUGGUUCCAGCACGAACCCGUGCGACGAAACCUACCGAGGCCGAACACAAGGAGACACCCCUGAGAUUAAAGGUUUGGUAUCUCUGGUCAAUCAGCUAAGGGACAGCUCGGGUAUUAAGCUAUAUCUCGAUGUCCACUCCUAUGGACAAUAUAUCCUCACUCCUUACGGUUACUCCUGCUCCGCCGUGGCCGCCAACCAAGCCAAACACGAUACCCUUGCUGCCAACACUGGCAGAGUCAUCAAAGCAUUCUCUGGAACCACCUGGAUCACGGGACCUUCUUGCUCCACACUGUACGCGACCAGCGGCAGCAGCACGGAUUAUGUUGGUGAUGUAGGCAAGGCAGAAUACAGUAUGACGUUCGAACUGAGGGAUAAGGGUACGAAUGGAUUUGUAUUGCCCGCCAGCCAGAUCUUACCAGUUGGCAAAGAGAUGUGGGAGGGAUGGAAGUAUCUAGUGGCUAACUUGUAA
Lithohypha guttulata is the source of this 1266-nucleotide messenger RNA. RefSeq lists its product as uncharacterized. The record is from RefSeq and is a predicted model, not a curated record. Lineage: Eukaryota; Fungi; Ascomycota; Eurotiomycetes; Chaetothyriales; Trichomeriaceae. Gene Ontology annotation, molecular function: metallocarboxypeptidase activity; zinc ion binding. Gene Ontology annotation, biological process: proteolysis. Bases 1 to 1266 code for a protein of 421 amino acids. The transcript has 4 exons.